Caenorhabditis remanei is the source of this 744-nucleotide messenger RNA. RefSeq lists its product as uncharacterized. The record is from RefSeq and is a predicted model, not a curated record. The coding region runs from base 1 to 744 and encodes 247 amino acids. Lineage: Eukaryota; Metazoa; Nematoda; Chromadorea; Rhabditida; Rhabditidae. The transcript is spliced from 4 exons.
AUGCCUGAAAAACUUGGAGAAGAAGAUACAUCUGAAGCUGAUCUCAUCUCUCAGCUAUACAAUCUCACCGGGGAAUCGAGUAACACUCGUCCAACACUAUAUCGACUUGAGAAUGUUCUGGAACGUCUCAAGAGUUCUCCACAAACUGGCGAAAAAUUGUCGGAUGACGUGGAGAAAUUGAAUCGAAUUGAAUGUGAGAUAUUGGAAAAACGAGCUUAUUAUGAAGGGAUGCAAAAGUUUCAGAAGGAGUCUUACUAUUUCACGAGAAAUCUAUUGAUGGCUGUUGGUGGUUUGAUGAUUCCAGUCGUUUCAAUCUUCAUAGUGGCAAGUUUCAUUGAGAAGGAACUUCCCUUUAUGAUCAGAGUAUUGCUCAGUGAGACCACUUUUAUUCCAGUGGUGGCUUUCAUUAUCUAUCACAUAUAUACCAACAAACCCAAACUUUCUUCCGGAAUCCAGAAUGAAAAGAUUCGUCAUAAAAUGGCUGAGAAGAUGACAUCUAUAGAAUUCACUAAACGCCAAUUGAAGCUCGCGUAUAUCUUAUCGGAUUGUACCGGAUCGAUGGGACGGCAAAUAUUGGAGUUGAGAAAUCAAGAAAUGAUUAUGAUCCUCGCUACUCUUCAACUGGUUCUGAUCUACUCUUUCAUUGUCUCGAACUCGUCUUUCGGAUUGUUCAACGGAUACUUGAUGUUCGUCUCAGCAUGUGCCAUAAUUACGUAUUUUAGACUUGAUAAAACUGUGAUCUGA